Messenger RNA from Rattus norvegicus (Norway rat), 552 nucleotides. It is a transcript of the gene Rap2b, whose product is annotated as RAP2B, member of RAS oncogene family. Gene Ontology annotation, biological process: platelet aggregation; signal transduction; Rap protein signal transduction. NCBI's taxonomy places the organism in Eukaryota, Metazoa, Chordata, Mammalia, Rodentia, Muridae. Gene Ontology annotation, cellular component: cell-cell contact zone; bounding membrane of organelle; recycling endosome membrane. The record is from RefSeq and is marked provisional. Gene Ontology annotation, molecular function: protein domain specific binding; G protein activity; GTPase activity.
AUGAGAGAGUACAAAGUGGUGGUACUGGGCUCGGGUGGCGUGGGCAAGUCCGCGCUCACCGUGCAGUUCGUAACAGGUUCCUUCAUCGAGAAGUACGACCCAACCAUUGAAGACUUUUACCGCAAGGAGAUCGAGGUGGAUUCGUCGCCGUCGGUUCUGGAGAUCCUGGACACCGCGGGCACGGAGCAGUUCGCUUCCAUGCGGGACCUGUACAUCAAGAAUGGCCAGGGCUUCAUCCUCGUCUACAGCCUGGUCAACCAGCAGAGCUUCCAGGACAUCAAGCCCAUGCGGGACCAGAUCAUCCGCGUGAAACGGUACGAGCGCGUACCCAUGAUCCUGGUAGGCAACAAGGUGGACCUGGAGGGCGAACGUGAGGUCUCCUAUGGCGAGGGCAAGGCCCUGGCCGAGGAGUGGAGCUGCCCCUUCAUGGAAACAUCGGCCAAAAACAAAGCCUCAGUGGAUGAGCUAUUCGCAGAGAUCGUGAGGCAGAUGAACUACGCGGCACAGCCCAACGGCGACGAGGGCUGCUGCUCGGCCUGUGUGAUCCUGUGA